This is a messenger RNA of Saccostrea echinata, 3185 nucleotides long. Its product is annotated as L-sorbose 1-dehydrogenase-like. NCBI's taxonomy places the organism in Eukaryota, Metazoa, Mollusca, Bivalvia, Ostreida, Ostreidae. Bases 73 to 1896 code for a protein of 607 amino acids. Gene Ontology annotation, molecular function: oxidoreductase activity, acting on CH-OH group of donors; flavin adenine dinucleotide binding. The record is from RefSeq and is a predicted model, not a curated record. The transcript is spliced from 12 exons.
GAACUGUUGUGCAUAUUUUGAAGGGAAAAAAACUCCCUAAAGCUUUACUCACAGUCAUUACUAUACUCAGGUAUGGAUCGGUCACUUAGUUUUUUGGUGAUAUUUUUUGCUGUUUGUGUGUACUACUAUAUGUAUGUAAAGAACGAAGCAAGUGAAGAAACAAACAUUGUCUUUAACAGCACAUACGACUAUAUAAUAGUUGGAGCAGGCUCAGCUGGCUGUGUUCUUGCUAACAGGCUGUCUGAAGACUUGAGUUCAUCAGUACUAAUUAUAGAAGCUGGAGGAUCAGAAAACGAAAACGAAAUGAUGCAUAUACCUGUGGCGUCCGGUAGUUUGCAAAAUACGAAGCAAGAUUGGGCUUUUAGGACUGUCCCUCAAAAGAACGCAUGUUUUGGUUUUGAAAACAAGAGAAGCGCCCAGCCGAGAGGGCGUGUCCUUGGCGGAACCAGCUCUAUAAACUAUAUGCAUUACAUAAGGGGAAGUCGCCAUGAUUAUGAUGGAUGGGCAACAGAGGGUGCUGAUGGAUGGAGCUAUAAGGAUGUACUUCCAUAUUUUAUUAAAUCAGAGGAUAUUCAAAUACCAUCAUUGCAAAAUUCACCCUACCAUAAAAAGGGAGGUCCACUGACCGUAAGUGACGGAACAGCCACGCCUCUGAGCGAUGUGUACAGACGAGGAAUGGAAGAGCUAGGUUACUCUGUUGUAGACUGCAAUGGAGAGUCACAAAUAGGCUACUGUCACGCACAAGAGACAGUUAGAAACGGAGAGAGAUGGAGUACGGCUAAAGCCUUUCUCAGACCUGCUAUGAACCGCCCAAAUCUACAUGUGGCUGUGAACUCAUAUGUUACCAAGAUUUUGACAGAAAAUAAGAAGGCAUUGGGAGUUUCACUUGUGAGAGACAACGUAAAACAUAUUAUAAAGGCGAGGAAAGAAGUCAUUAUUUCUGCUGGUGCGUUCAAUAGUCCACAGAUUCUCAUGUUAUCGGGUAUUGGACCAAAGGACCACCUAAAAUCAUUAGGAAUACCUGUGAUUGUUGAUUUACCUGUUGGGGAAAACCUGGAGGAUCAUAUAAUGGUUACUUUGUUAUUCAAGGAUAACACAACAUCAUCUUUUUAUUUGUCAGCGUCAUCAUUCCUCCAAUACACUGCGUUUAAAUCAGGCCCCUUGGCUAAAACACAUAUAGAGUCGAGCGUAUUUCUUAAAGAUGGUGAUUCCUUGCUUCCACACAUGCAAUUGACGUUUUACAGUGUAUUUCUGUUACCUUCCGUCGCCUAUGAGUAUGUAAAAAUUCUCAACUGGAACCCAAAGAUAAGGAAAGGUGUGUAUAAAGCAUGUGAAGAAUUCAUAAGCAAUAAUGUAGGCACCUUCCUCGGAGAGAGUAUACUUCUACAUCCGAAAAGUAGAGGAACCAUUCGACUUCAGAGUACCGACCCUUUUGAUCCACCACUGAUAGAUCCUAAGUAUUUGGAUCACCCAGAUGACGUAAAAACGUUACUAAAAGGAAUACAGCAGAUUUUGAAAUUAGCAAAUACAACAGCAUUCAGAUCCAUUGGUGCGUCACCAUCAGACCCCUAUGAGGAGUAUUGUCCUCCUUGUAACGAACUUCAAUAUCCCUCCGAGGAGUACUGGAUCUGUAGAAUCAAGUAUUUUACUUACACCGUGUAUCACCCAACAUCUACAUGUAGAAUGGGAGCCUCUGAUGAUAAAACAGCUGUUGUUGAUCCACAGCUCAGAGUAAAGGGUAUAAAAAAUCUUCGUAUAGUCGAUGCUUCUGUCAUGCGCCAUGUUACGUCUGGAAACACUAAUGCUCCAACCAUAAUGAUAGCAGAAAAAGCGGCCGAUAUGAUUCGAGGAAUUGAUAGUGUUCAAGAUGUCCGUAAAAGGACAAAACAUUUAUAAGUAUUUGUGAAUAGGGAAUUGUUUUAGAAUGUUUAACACAGUGCAGACUUUUAAACUAUUUCAAAGCAAAGUUAUGAAUGCAUGUUAUAUAGGCAAAUCAUCUUUGAGAUUUGGAAAUCAGUAUUAUUGGUAUAUUACAAUAUUGCUAUAUAUUCAUCGAAGUUGACCAUUUAAAUCUUGACAUUUGACAUCCUGUUUGUAAUAUCGUUCAGUUUCUAGAUUCCAAUUAAUGAUUUUUAAUUUAUCAGGAAUUUUGAUGCUCUCUGAUUGGGCAAGACUCUCUUUUUCUUAUAUAUAUACCUCAGUGUGACUUCGCCCUAAAAAUGAGGUUCCAGGGGGGCUAUUCGGGUUUUCCCUCUUGAUCAACAAGUUUGCUAGUUGCCAACAUUUUUAUCAACCAAUCAAUUUGCGCGUUUUAUAUCAUGUGUAACAUUGUACCGUAAGUUAGUAGCGUAACGUAGAAAUGAAAGAGAUUAUUAUCGAAGAGAUUAAACAUCUUCAUUAGUGACUGUUUGUGUAUAAAUACUAUUUGUGUAUUUAUAAUGAUUUUUUCCACUUUGUUGAAUAGUUGUUAAACGGUUGAAAGAUAAAUGUGAUAUCUUGUUACACAACAUGUUAUAAUAUAACUGUUCAGAAUUUCAGUGUGAAAAUGCUGUAAAAUUCCUGAUCCAUGGUUCUCAAUGAUCUGUUAUACUGUGGCAGUCCCGCCACAGUAAAAUUUCUACCCGACCCAGUAACAAUUCAAAUUUUAAGCGUGCGCCAUAGUAAACAAUUUAGCGACACAGUAAGAUCCGCCAUGAUCAGAAAAAAUUGAACAUAAAUUCUCUCUAAUUGAAACUUUAAUCAAACAAAUAUACCGCCCAGGUCAGAUACGUGCUAACAUCGCCCCACGGCCUUGGUCAACAAAUACCUAACCAGGCCCCAGGAUCAUGAAGCAGACUUAGACUUAAGUCAGAUUUCAAUCAGCUGUAAAAAUUUUUAUUAAUUAUUGAAUUAAUCUUUAAAUUUCCCAAUAGCAACACUUUUGUGAAGCAAUAUUGAAAAAAAUUUUAAUUUUGGUCUGCUUGACGUCUACAACAUUUUAAUUUAACUGAAAGAUCUUGACUUAAGCUUAAGAUGUUUCAUGAUCACGGGGCCAGGUCCCUAUAGUUACAAAUAGACUUUAUCUUAAGGGGCUGAAGGACACAUGGUCACAUGACUCUGUUUAACUACGUCAUAGUCUCCGUUUAUAUAAGUGCAAAACGUGUAAAGCAUCAGUUCUUGUAUAAUUUUUUGACAAUUUUUUUAAC